AUGCCGAGGCUGCGGCCGACUCUCGGAUACAAUGUCCCCCAGGCCAGUGCGGCCAGUGCAGGACACAUCGUGUUGGGGCCCAUGGUGCAGCAGGUGCGCUUUGCAGGGCGGAAGCUCGGCAUCAAGCAGAAGCGGAAGAACGCCCGGACACGGACGGUUCACCAGAAGGGUCUGGGAAAGCGCAUGGAGAUGUACUGGCCGCAGCAUGACAUGCACCGGACAAGGAUACCGCUGUAUGAGAACAGCAGACGCCAUGUGAUAUGGGACUACCGCAUGCAGAGAUGGAUGGUGAUGUGGUAUCGCCAUGGCAUGCAGGUAUUCCGCUGGUUCAGCGGCCGAGGGGGCAAGUUCGAACAAGGGCGCACGCGCGCGAUCCUCUUCUACCAGCAGCUGCGGAUGGCAGGGAAGUUGGGAAGCCCGAAGCCAGAUCAGUGUCGAAGUGGCGUCCGCGGUGUCUUCUUCGACAAGGAGGAGAAGUCCUGGGUGGCGCGGUGGAGUAACUGUGGCAUGAAGACCUACGCCAUGUUCAGCACCGAGGAGCAUGGCUUUCGGAAAGCUUACGAGGAAGCCAUCCGGGUUCGAGUUCAGAGCGUACGGCAGAACCAUCAGUUCAUGUUUCAGCGGACGCGAUGGAAAGGUCAAAGACGACCACUCGGACAGCCCCACACCUGA
Messenger RNA from Symbiodinium sp. CCMP2592, 672 nucleotides. The record is from the annotation of a GenBank genome assembly. Lineage: Eukaryota; Dinophyceae; Suessiales; Symbiodiniaceae.